UACAUAGUGACAAUUUCAUAUGUUGUACAGAUCAUAAAGCUCUUUGAAGCAAAUUUGUGACUGUGAAUAAAACUGACUUGACCAUAUACUGAUAAUAUAAACAGGUACAUACACGUACAUGUGUGCAUAGAUACGUGAUAGGCCCAACAUGCAAAUUAAUACAGAGAUAUAUGAUGAGUGUGAUGAGUUAUCUGUUCAGAUCAACACUCACUACCCAGAACACCAUCAUAUCUCUGUUGUAUUUCAUAGCAGUGUACAGUGUGGCUGUAUUAGUCAAGAGGCAGGUAAGGGAACUAGAUUUUGUCAUCUUUCAAGUCACUGUUGCAGCAACUUGUAAUAGUGUCAUUAUGAAAUAUGCUCUGUUUCUUCAGACCUCUCUUCUUCUGUGUGUGAGUGUGUGUGUGUGCAGGCUGUCUGUGACCAUGCAUAAGGACUGACUGAUUGACUGGCUCUAUUGGCUGUCUGGCUAUGACACACACGCACGCACACACGCACGCGCACACUCCAUGCCUGAGGGUGAAUUCCAUCCCCCUCCUCGUCUCUUGCGCCCAAAAACACCUCUUCCAUCUGCGCGCGCACGCACGCACGCACGCACACACACACACACACACACACACACGCACGCACACACGCACACACAGUCUCUCCCACUCUCUCUCUCAUUUCUCUCAUCCGGCGCAAGAGCCCGGCGGCGCGGGUGACGCGUUUUGCGCAUUUCCUGCAGCUCGCGCUCACUCACGGAUUCAGGAGAGAGGGGACGGGAAACGGGGGGCGCGCGUAAGGAUCGAAAGCAAAAAAAAAAAAAAAAAAAAAAAAAAACGGAGCACAGUGAUGUGUUUGGGGUUGUCGUGAGCCCGAAAAAGACUGCACUGGGAGGCAAAAACGGCAUUGCUUUCUGAGAGAACGCGCAAAUAUCGCGGUACUGUGAGGUCGAAGCAAGGAGCUUAUCCCAGCGAAGAGCGAGCCGCGACGGGCUGGAAACGGAGCACCAAUCCCGGAUGGCUAGGCGCGGCUGCUCGCGCUCUCUCCCACCCUGACCCGGGACAGACACGCAAGGACCGUGGGGACGCUCCGGGGCUUCACGUGAGCCCAGUCGGAGCCCCGUUACGCUGCAUUCCCCCUCUUUGACGUUUAUAUCCCGGCCUGUUUUCGCCGAUACGGGGAUCUUGUCUGGCGCACGGGACCGACCAUAAACAAACAAGGCAGCCGCUCGGGUGGGAGAGUGUUCAGCAAGCGACCUCUGAAGGGUGUGAGUCCGCGUUAUUACUGCGUUUUUCAGCCCAUUGAGGACCCAUCAGCUGUACUGUGAGUGUGUGUGUGUCUGUGUCUGCGUGUGUUUGCAUGUGUAUAUGUGUGUGUGGAUAACACAAUGUUCUGAUAUGGCUGUAUUAGAGAGUCCAAGGAGCCAGCGGCAUUAUGGGAUGUAGCAGGACUGUGCAGUGACCCCUCUCAUUGGAAGGAAACACUCUGUGUACAGGAGCAGGAACAGGCAGACCAGCCUAAACACACACACACCCUCAUCCUUUUGUACACACACACUCACAUCCCAGGAGCCUGCAGCCAUGCCUGUGUUCAGUGGCUUGUUGAAGGUGCGAGUGUGUGAGGCAGUGGACCUGAAGCCCACCCCAUGGGCCUUGCGUCAUGCUGUGGGGAAGAGUGGCUCCUUCCUCCUGGACCCCUACCUGGCCCUGAACCUGGACCAGACCCGACUGGGUCAGACUGCUACCAGGACCAAGACCAACAGCCCCGCCUGGCAUCAAGAGUUCUGCACUGAGGUCCGUGAGGGCAGGAGUCUGGAGCUGUCUGUUUUCCACGAUGCGCCCAUCGGAUAUGACGACUUCGUGGCCAACUGCACCAUCCAGCUGGAGGACCUGCUGCAGAACGGAACCAGGCACUAUGAAGACUGGAUUGACUUGGAACCAGAGGGGAAGGUGUAUGUGGUCAUUGAUCUGUCCGGAUCCUCCACUGAGGCCUCGGGAACCAAUGAGAAUGAGGAGCGAGUGUUUCGGGAGAGGAUCGGUCCUCGCCGGCGACAGGGCGCCGUCCGAAGGCGCGUCCAUCAAGUCAAUGGACACAAGUUCAUGGCCACCUACCUGAGACAACCAACCUACUGCUCACAUUGCAGAGAUUUUAUCUGGGGCGUGCUGGGGAAGCAGGGAUACCAGUGUCAGGUGUGUACAUGUGUCGUCCACAAGCGCUGUCAUGAGCUCAUCAUCACCAAGUGUGCCGGGAUGAAGAAGCAGGAGGACACACCGGAGGAGGUUGGUUCACAGCGGUUCAGCGUCAACAUGCCCCAUAAGUUCAGUAUCCACAACUACAAGGUCCCCACCUUCUGUGACCACUGCGGCUCCCUGCUCUGGGGCCUCAUGAGGCAGGGCCUGCAGUGCAAAGUGUGUAAGAUGAAUGUGCACAGGCGGUGUGAGAAGAAUGUAGCUCCUAACUGUGGUGUGGAUGCCCGAGGAAUUGCUAAGGUCCUGUCUGACCUGGGAGUCACGCCCGACAAGAUCUCCAACACUGCACAGCGCAGGAGGAAGUUGACUCCAGGGCAGGACCCUCCCCAGUCUCCUCCUGAGCUCUCUCAGACUGAGGAGAACAGCUUCAGCCAGCCAGCUGUCCCCACCUCCCCCUCACAGCAGGACUUGGCAGAGUUAGAUCGCCUGCAGGACGCGCUGUCGCUCGACCAGCAGGGACCCCAGCACUCCUCCACCUCCUCCUCCUCCUCCUCCUCCACCACCUCCUCUUCCUCCUCGUCCUCCUCCUCGGCAGGCAGGGAGAACGGACAGAGCCAGAGGAGGAGCCUCAAGGACUUCAACUUUAUCAAGGUUCUCGGCAAAGGCAGCUUCGGCAAGGUAAUGUUGGCGGAGCUGAAGGGGACGGAGGAGGUCUACGCCGUCAAAGUGUUGAAGAAGGAUGUGAUCCUGCAGGACGAUGACGUGGACUGCACCAUGACCGAGAAGCGCAUCCUGGCCCUCGCCCGCCGACACCCCUACCUCACCCAGCUCUACUGCUGCUUCCAGACACGGGACCGUUUGUUCUUUGUAAUGGAAUACGUGAACGGAGGAGACCUGAUGUUCCAGAUUCAGCGAUCCAGGAAGUUUGAUGAGCCUCGCUCUCGUUUCUACGCUGCUGAAGUCACCUCAGCCCUCAUGUUCCUGCACCGUAAUGGGGUCAUCUACAGGGAUCUGAAGCUGGACAACAUCCUGCUGGAUGCAGAGGGACACUGUAAGCUGGCAGACUUUGGCAUGUGCAAAGAGGGCAUCAUGAACGGAGUGACCACCACCACUUUCUGUGGCACACCUGACUACAUUGCCCCUGAGAUCCUUCAGGAGCUGGAGUACGGAGCCUCUGUGGACUGGUGGGCCCUCGGGGUGCUGAUGUAUGAAAUGAUGGCCGGACAGCCUCCGUUCGAAGCUGACAAUGAAGACGACUUGUUCGAGUCGAUUCUCCAUGAUGACGUCCUCUACCCCGUGUGGCUAAGCAAAGAGGCUGUUUCCAUCCUUCGAGCGUUCAUGACCAAGAACCCAGCCAAGCGUCUGGGCUGCGUGGUGAGCCAGGGCUGUGAAGAGGCCAUCAAGACCCAUGCCUUCUUCCGAGAGAUCGACUGGGUCCUGCUGGAGCAGAGAAAAGUCAAACCACCCUUUAAACCCCGUAUUAAGACCAAGCGAGAUGUGAAUAACUUUGACCAGGACUUCACGAAGGAGGACCCCGUGUUGACGCCCACGGACGAAGCCAUCAUCCGACAGAUCAACCAGGAGGAGUUCAAGGACUUCUCCUACUGCGCCCCCGAGGAGACGCAGACCUAACACACACACACACACACACACACACACACACACACGCUGAUCCGACAACACUAAACCUGGCACGCAUGUACACACACAUGCUUACACUCAUACAUGUGUAGAACCAUAAAUCCCUUUACAAUACACACACACACACACGGUCACUCCUUUACUUUGAAGCUAUUGGUUGUUGUUACUUUUGGAAUAUUCUUUACUUGCAUUGUGUUGUUCUUGUUGCCUGGGUUUUAUUAUGAAUAUGAAUAUGAAUAUGAAUAUGAAUAUGAAUAUGAAUAUACACACCUGCGUAUGCUCUCACACACAUUCCCAUGUACACACUUUUAACGCUUAUUCUCACGCGCACACACACACACACACACACACACCACACACACACACACACACACACACACACAGCAAUCCCAAGUUUUUACACACUCUCACAUACCUACAGUCUCACUGCACAUGCUGAGAUAACCAAACACACACUCACAGAUAUACACACACUUAAACUGCUUCUCUCCCCAGCACCUGUAUACAUGUGGACUGUAGGUGCUGGGCGCAGAGGCCUGUAUAUAGCCUGUGUUGAGUGGCUGUAUUGUGUUGGUAUUGUCUGCUAGUAAAGGAGAGUCGUGGCGCAUGGACAAGCACCCUACCUGUGUUAUUACUGUCCUUAUUGUGGACCAGUUAGGGCCAAAUACCCUUUGUGCAAUACCCUGACUAUCUAUAUAUUUUAUGGUUUUGUUUGUUCAUGUGUUAUUUUUGUCUCUUUUUUUUUCCUCAAAAUGUUUUUUGUGUGUGUGUGUGUGUGUGUGUGUGUGUGUGUGCGUGUGCGUGGUAUGGUUGAACUCUCGCUCUCAUCUGUCCUCCUGUCUUGUGUGUACAAAGUGAAUGUCGAGCUUACAAGUUACAGGCUAUUGAACUAAUUAUGUGGAGCGGAGUGUUACAGGCGGCCUGUGUAGCAGUGAAAAGCCCGAGUUCCAGCUAUUUCAUCCAUCUGCUAGUUUCAGAGUCCGCGUCCGUCCUGUGGCCCGUGGACGUUUUUUCUUUUUCUUUUGCUUUUUUUUUCCUUCAUUUCGUCUUGAAUGUACAUUUUCGUGUAUGUGAAUGCAUGUUUUUUUUUUCCUGUCGGUGUGUGACUUUUUGUCUUCAGCGUUCCUAUUUCCAGUAGUUACCAUCAGUGUUUUCAGGCCCCCCACCCCCACUCCUCCAAAGCACCAAUUCCCCUUUCCCACCUCCAGCAGCCAGUCUCACUCAGCCAAAACCACUUGCUUUUCUGACUUUUGCUUUUUUCAAGAAUGGCUUUUCUUUCUUAUUGCUCUCUCUCUUUUUUUAUUAUAAUAAUAUUAUUAUUGUAAAGUGUAUCUGGAGGAAACCUUUGUGUAUAAUACUAUAACUAUACUAUUAUAGGUCUGUUACAGCCGGGUGAAAAGAAAUGUGGAGAACCAGCAGCUGAAUUACCUCUCAUUUCACACUCUCUCACACACACACACACACACACACACACACACACACACACACACACACACACACACACACACACAGUCAAAACACCACCUACAGACUCUCUCCUUUGCCGCCUCCUCCUUCUUCUCACUCUCUUUCUUACAUACAAACACACACACAUACACACACAGAGAAGGACUGUUGUCGCGUGUACUGUACAGUGAUCUGAAGGCGAGCUGGUUGCUCUGUGUGCUGUAGAGUCGGUGUGUAGUGAAGCUUCGUGCACCCAGGGGUAGGGCUGUUCCUGGUCACACUUCUAUCUUUACUCUGUGCCAAAAUGUAGUGCAACAGCCGGGCUAGUCCUGUCUGGUCUGAUUCCAAUAAAACACUGAGCUGUCUACAUCA
This is a messenger RNA of Lates calcarifer (barramundi perch), 5630 nucleotides long. RefSeq names its product protein kinase C, epsilon a (gene prkcea). Gene Ontology annotation, molecular function: ATP binding; diacylglycerol-dependent serine/threonine kinase activity. The transcript is spliced from 15 exons. Gene Ontology annotation, biological process: protein phosphorylation. Bases 1563 to 3803 code for a protein of 746 amino acids. The record is from RefSeq and is a predicted model, not a curated record. Lineage: Eukaryota; Metazoa; Chordata; Actinopteri; Centropomidae.